AUGGUUAAAGUAGCAACCUCGACUACUUUUCUUCUGGGAUCAUGUUACAUGAGCCAAAGUGCAUCUUUAACUGCAUUUAACAAUCAUCAGGAUGAUGAGGGAGCUGGUACAGCAUUUGCGAUAUCAUCGUUACCUCCUGAAAUACAUUUGCAUAUUUUGAAACAUUUACCACGAUACGAUAUCGAUAACUGCCGAUUUGUCUGCAAAAGAUGGAAGGAAAUGAUCGAUCGUAACAGCCAUUCGCUUAGGAAACAUCUCGUACAGAUGCUUGAACUCCGAGAAUAUAAAUCUCGAUUCAUCCUCACUUUAAAUUGUUCAAAUCUUUUGAAAAGUUGGACAUUUUGUGAACAUAUUACAAGUCGUCCAUCAUCUUUCGGCCUUGGAAAACGACGACGUACGAGAACUUUAACAACACUUAACAACAAUGAAGGACAACAACAACAACAACAACAACAACAAUGGUAUGAUAUGGCUGAACAGCAGCAGCAACAACAACAACAUCAACGAUCUGCAGAAAAAUUACCUCAUCUGCUCAUUUAUGUGAGAGAGGCCUCUCCAUCUACUUCUUACCUGCCUGUCUUACUGCCAAAUAUAUCAAAUGACAGUAAUUGGCAUACGGAGGAUCACGAUGAGCGAAAGCGACGAGAACACACACCGUCACAAUUGUUAUGCGAACGAAUAGCGAAAUAUUUCCGUGAAGCGGAUAUUCAUUUUUUGAGAUUGACUGAGAUGCGAUUUACGGAUCGUUUCAUAGAUCGUCUUUCAAAAGCUUUCGGAACAUGUAAAAUACGAUGUAAAAAAGUGGAAAUAAGCAUGUGCAAGUUAAAUUAUGUAUCACCAAAAAAAUUCCAUCAAUUUCUUCAAUUGAUUGAAUGUCAGAAAUUAUCACUGAUUUGGUUGCGCGGCAAUCACGGCCACAUAGACAAUUCUCGACAGUUUCUUUCUGAAUUUCUCGGUCUUAGCUGUUUGAGCAUUUUUGCUCUUACACCUCAGACAGCCAUUGGCGAUGAUCAAUUUCUGGCUGAUUUUCUGGAAGGCAAAGCUACGAAAUGUUUGAAAGAAACUGUGCUCCGAAUAGAUAAUAGUUCAAUCACUACAAAUGGAUUUUGUCGAGCUAUUGAAAGAUGGAAACAAACCGAUACACGUUGGAUUUUGAAUCUUUGUGUGGGUUCGGAACAUAUUGAUAUUGAUGACAUUUUGAAGCACUUAUCGUUGAAUCAAAGUAAGCCACGACAAGGUGCAUUCCGGAUAGCUCAUCCACAACUGCCCGAUGAAGCACUUUUACUAUGGGAUGAUAAAGAUGGUUUGCAUAUAGCCAGCAGUGGAAAACCGGUUUCCUGA
This is a messenger RNA of Acanthocheilonema viteae, 1341 nucleotides long. The record is from the annotation of a GenBank genome assembly. NCBI's taxonomy places the organism in Eukaryota, Metazoa, Nematoda, Chromadorea, Rhabditida, Onchocercidae.